This is a messenger RNA of Lynx canadensis (Canada lynx), 511 nucleotides long. Its product is annotated as histone H2A type 2-C. Bases 40 to 429 code for a protein of 129 amino acids. Gene Ontology annotation, molecular function: protein heterodimerization activity; DNA binding; structural constituent of chromatin. NCBI's taxonomy places the organism in Eukaryota, Metazoa, Chordata, Mammalia, Carnivora, Felidae. The transcript has a single exon. The record is from RefSeq and is a predicted model, not a curated record. Gene Ontology annotation, cellular component: nucleosome.
AGGUUCAGAGCUUUAGGUGUUCUAACCUCACUUUCAGUCAUGUCGGGUCGCGGAAAGCAGGGAGGCAAGGCCCGCGCUAAGGCCAAGUCGCGCUCGUCCCGCGCCGGCCUGCAGUUCCCGGUGGGCCGAGUGCACCGCCUGCUGCGCAAGGGCAACUACGCCGAGCGGGUGGGGGCCGGUGCGCCGGUCUACAUGGCGGCGGUGCUGGAGUAUCUGACGGCGGAAAUCCUGGAGCUGGCGGGGAACGCGGCCCGCGACAACAAGAAGACGCGCAUCAUCCCCCGCCACCUGCAGCUGGCCAUCCGCAACGACGAGGAAUUGAACAAGCUGUUGGGCAAAGUCACCAUCGCCCAGGGCGGCGUGCUGCCUAACAUCCAGGCCGUUCUCUUACCAAAGAAAACCGAAAGCCACAAAGCCAAAAGCAAAUAAACCAUGACAAGCCAAAGACCAAAGGCUCUUUUUAGAGCCACCCAAAUUUUCAAAAAAAGAGCUAAUGCGCUAUUCCGUGAUC